AAGGAGGGAAGCUCAACUCAUUGAUCGUUAAACCAAGGCACAACUCAUCUUGAAAGGUUAUUGGAAUCAUCAUCCUCUAGUAAGAAGAAACAGAUGGGUUCCACUGGAUCCGAAUCGGCCACAAAGCCACACGCAGUUUGCAUUCCCAGCCCUGCACAAAGCCACAUCGGCGCCACGCUCAAGCUAGCCAAGCUCCUCCAUCACAAGGGCUUCCACAUCUCCUUCGUCAACACGGAGUUCAACCACCGGCGGCUUGUCAGGGCCCGAGGCCCCGAGUUCGUGAAUGGAAUGCUGAGCGACUUUCAGUUCCUGACGAUCCCGGAUGGUCUUCCUCCUUCGGACGAGGAUGCAAUACAGGACUUGCCGAUGCUCAUGGACUCGAUGAGGAACUAUAUGGUUGGCCCCUUCAGCGAUCUCAUAUCGAGCCUGGGCUCAAACCCGAGUGUCCCUCCGGUGACUUGCAUUGUCUCAGACGGUUUCAUGACGUUCGCGACGAGUCCCGCGGCUUCGAAGUAUGGGAUUCCGCUCAUACAUUUGUUCACCAUACCCGGUUGUGCCCUCACGGCGGUGAAACACUUGCGAGCCCUGGGAGAAAACGGUCUUGCACCACUCACAGAUGAAUCCCAAUUGACGAACGGGUAUGGGAACACCCCUAUCGAUUGGAUCCCAGGAAUGAAAAACAUGAGGCUGCGGGACAUGAUUCACUACUUCCGAAUCUCUGGCUCCGAUGACACUUUAUUCAACUUCACUGCUGACAUCGGCCACAAGACUGAUGACGCCACGAUGACAAUUGUCCACACCUUCGAGGCGCUUGAGCCGGAUGUGCUACACGCCCUCUCCUCAAUGAUCCCAAGGGUUUAUGCGGUCGGACCACUUCACCUAAUGAUUGAUCGAAUCGCUCGAGAAAAAGUAUUCGCCUCAAAGCACAUUGAGUGCAAUCUGUUGGAAGAGCACAACGAGUGCCGGGAAGCAGCAGUGUAUAAGUCAGUGUAA
Molecule: messenger RNA, 993 nt
Organism: Eucalyptus grandis
Lineage: Eukaryota; Viridiplantae; Streptophyta; Magnoliopsida; Myrtales; Myrtaceae
Product: 7-deoxyloganetin glucosyltransferase
Exons: 2
Coding region: 94-993 (299 amino acids)
Source: RefSeq, a predicted model, not a curated record